This is a messenger RNA of Labrus mixtus (cuckoo wrasse), 6102 nucleotides long. Its product is annotated as exostosin-1-like. Lineage: Eukaryota; Metazoa; Chordata; Actinopteri; Labriformes; Labridae. Gene Ontology annotation, molecular function: glycosyltransferase activity. Gene Ontology annotation, cellular component: membrane. The coding region runs from base 946 to 3156 and encodes 736 amino acids. The transcript is spliced from 11 exons. The record is from RefSeq and is a predicted model, not a curated record.
CGUUGCGCCGGGGGCGGGCCGUCACAUCAUCAGUAGCAGCCGUAGUGUUGGGACUGCUGUGCAGCGGCUCUGCUCGGCUUGUAGUCUCCACAGCAGCAACACCUCUUGUUUUUGUGUUUGGGGAGAGACACCACUUUUAACGACUGAAGAAAUUUAAACGGAGGGGCUUAUCCUGUCGGUUUUGAGGGGAAGAUAGAAGACUUAAGUUACGUAGCGGAGGAGACAUGUUUUUAAAGGGAGGGGAGAGACUGCCGGCCGGGUUUAGAGCUACUUUGAUGCAGCCGCUUAGCUAACAAGCUAACUCUGAAUGUUUUCAGAAAAUAGCCUGUUUGUUAGCUCGCUAGCUAGCUAAAUCGGAUGGAGAAAUUCGCUGUUUAGAAUAAGCAAAGAGUUGAAAUGUUAAUUUUGUUCAUUGGCACAUUAACCGAAAGGAUUGUGGAAACAUCUUAAACUGGGUAUGUUGAAUGUUUAAGCUUCCAGUUACCUCUUUGUUGUUAAUUUCCAGUAGGGACAAUAGUUAACAGACUAGGCAACAAGUCUGGCACACUAGUUUUUACUCAUUCUGUGCCAUGUUGAUAUUAAUUCUUAAGUCAUUGUGGAAAUUGAACAUUUUAUGCAAUUUGAACUCAGUAUGCUAUAGGACCGUGGGGUCCCUGUUUUAGGUAGACCGGGUUACUCUUUUGUAUAGGAGAAGCUGUACUAGUGAGUUGAUACAACUGUAGACGAGGAGACGAGGUGGAUGAACAUUAUAAGUCGCCCACAUGCUUUGGAUCAGUUCCCGGACCUGUGAAAGGCAUCUGAAGCAGAAGGUGGAAGACGUGAGCGCACAGCCCUUGCAGCCCGGGGGAAGAUGGCGGAGCGAUCCCGCAGGAGGUGGUGAAACCAAAACUUGGGCACUUCUUCUUGGAUUUAUCUUCAGACAUCUUAUCCCAGAUCUAAGGACACAUGCAGGCCAAAAAACGGUACUUAACCUUGUUCUCCGCGGGUGCGUGUCUCAUCCUGUUGUUUUGCUUUGGGGGUAUACAAGUCCCGCUGUCCAGACGGAGUCCAAGCCGGCGUGAUGACCGCAGCCUCUCAGGGGCGCGGUGGCGUCGCUUCCCGGGGUCCCUGCAGCCUUUCGGCUCCUUGGAGCAAGAGCAGAGCGAUGAGCACAUAUCUCCAAGGCAGAAGAGGGACGCUAACUCAGGUGUUUACACUGGAAGACGCUGCAGGAUGGAGUCUUGCUUCGACUUUUCCCUGUGUGAGAAGAAUGGUUUUAAAGUUUAUGUGUACCCCCAGCAAAAGGGGGAGAAGAUGUCCGAGAGUUACCAGAACAUCUUGUCCUCUAUUGAAGGAUCGAGGUUCUACACACCUGAUCCAGGACAGGCAUGCCUAUUUGUCCUGAGUUUGGACACACUGGACCGGGAUCAGCUUUCACCCCAGUAUGUUCACAACUUGAAAGCAAAAAUUCAGAGCCUUCCUCUUUGGAACGGGGGCAAAAACCACAUCAUCUUCAACUUAUACUCUGGCACCUGGCCAGACUACACAGAAGACCUUGGUUUCGACAUAGGCCUUGCGAUGUUGGCCAAGGCAAGCAUCAGCACAGAAAAUUUCAGGCCAUACUUUGACGUUUCUAUCCCUCUUUUCUCAAAAGAACACCCAAGGACAGGAGGGGAAAGGGGAUACCUAAAACAUAACACUAUUCCCCCUUUUAGGAAGUACAUGCUUGUCUUUAAAGGGAAGCGUUACCUAACUGGAAUAGGUUCUGACACUCGGAACGCUUUAUAUCAUGUUCAUAACUCAGAGGAUGUGGUUCUCCUCACUACCUGCAAACAUGGGAAGGACUGGCAGAAGCACAAGGAUGCACGCUGUGACAGAGACAACACAGAAUAUGACAAGUAUGACUACAGGGAAAUGCUCUACAACUCCACAUUCUGUCUGGUACCUCGAGGACGACGGCUGGGCUCCUUUCGCUUCUUAGAGGCUUUGCAGGCGGCUUGUGUGCCAGUGAUGCUGAGUAAUGGCUGGGAGCUUCCCUUCUCAGAGAUUAUGGACUGGAAUACAGCAGCUGUAAUUGGGGAUGAAAGGCUGCUAUUACAGAUUCCUUCAACAGUGCGCUCCAUCCACCAGGAUAAAAUCCUGUCCCUGAGACAGCAGACUCAGUUCCUGUGGGAGGCUUAUUUCAACUCAGUGGAGAAGAUCGUGUUGACCACACUGGAGAUCAUCCAGGACCGGGUGCUGCGGCACACCUCCAGGAGUAACCUGAUGUGGAACAGCCUGCCUGGAGGCCUUUUCACCCUGCCUCAGUACUCCACACACCUGGGGGAAUUUCCCUUCUACUACGCUAAGCUCGGUAAUAAGCCGUACCCCAAGUUUACCGCCAUUAUUCACGUGGUGACCCCGCUGGUGUCCCAGUCACAGCCGGUCAUGAAGCUUCUGGUGGCUGUGGCCAAAUCCCAGUACUGUGCUCAGGUGAUCGUUCUGUGGAACUGUGACAAGCCUCUUCCUGCCAAGCACCGCUGGCCCGCCACCUCUGUCCCCGUCAUCGUUAUAGAGGGAGAAAGCAAGGUUAUAAGCAGUCGUUUUCUUCCCUACGAUACCAUCCCCACUGAUGCUGUACUCAGUCUGGAUGAGGACACAGUGCUGUCCACCACAGAGGUCGACUUCGCCUUCACUGUGUGGCAGAGUUUCCCAGACCGCAUUGUUGGCUACCCAGCCCGCAGUCACUUCUGGGACAGCAACAAGGAGCGUUGGGGUUACACCUCCAAAUGGACCAACGACUACUCCAUGGUCCUAACAGGGGCUGCCAUCUAUCACAAGUACUACCACUACUUGUACACCUCCUACCUUCCAGCCAGUCUGAAGGCCAUGGUUGACCAGAUGUCUAACUGCGAAGACAUUCUGAUGAAUUUUCUGGUGUCGUCUGUCUCCAAACUUCCACCGAUCAAGGUCACCCAGAAAAAACAGUACAAGGAGACAAUGAUGGGACAGAGCUCCCGGGCAUCUCGCUGGGCCGACCCAGACCAUUUCGCCCAGCGUCAGACCUGCAUGAACAAGUUUGCCAGCUGGUUUGGCACCAUGCCACUGGUCCACUCUCAGAUGAGGCUGGACCCAGUGCUGUUCAAAGACCAGGUGUCUAUUCUGCGGAAGAAGUACAGGGACAUCGAGAGGCUAUAACCCUCCAGAGCCCCCCCCCACGCUUGACACAACAAAGUCAGAGUGAGGGAGGGUUGGACAUGUAAAGAAACGUGGAGCCUUUCCAUGAUUGCUUGGGACAGAUCAAUGGAGAAGCAAAUGGGAUUUCAUGCGGGCUGAGAAGAGGAAAAUAAUCUAAACAGAUGUGGAGGACGCAACAUUAACUGCACUCCUCUGCUGUGUCGUCCUUUAUUUCUCCUUUCUACUCUCUCUCUUUUGUGUUUUGGGGAACAGAUGAGCACACAGGUCUCACUCUGUACACUAAGACUACCACCGACUGAAGGACACCUGACGACUUAAAAUCCACACCACUUUGAACUGAAUUUGUCAAAGUCAUGGAGUUGGAAAUCCCAGCUUGCUGCUUCAGUGUCCCCAAACUGGUUCAAAAGAUUUUGUCCGUUCUGUAAACUCUGCACAGGUUCCACAAACUUUUUGCUGACAGAAUAUUAUUGAUAAUACUGACUAUGAAGAGGAUAACACUAUUUUGGAAUGUGUCUAGCUAUUUUUUCUAUCCAGUGAACAAAUGGCCAGCAUUGCUCUCGGUGUAUUGUCUUAACUAGCAGGGUGGUUGAGGAGAGGAAUGACAUUCCCCUCCACUACAGAACUGAGUUGUAACGAUGGUUGAUCUGAUAUUCACAGUGCCUCAAGUUUAUCUAAUGGCGUUGGGAUCCUGGGACUUGGUGCAGAAUGAGCACCUUGAUCUUGCUGCUUUCUUUUUUUUUUUUUCAUGAUUUGUGAUUUUCUUUAUGAUCGAUGGAAUAACAGGUCUUGUAGUGAAUUCUUCAGGUCAGCAUUCCUCGCUGAAGUGUAAUGAAAAUUAAUUUUCCCUCUCUCAAGUUAAAUUGUCGUUAUGUGCCAUCUCGAAGAAAAUUUCCUGAUAAAACCACAACAGUCUCACAAAACUAGCUUGAUAUUUCUUAUUUUACUUUGUGGGAAAAUAUUCACACAAUGACUGUUCAAUACUUAUGACAUUUAAUGGCUUUUAUUUCAGCAAAAAAUUGUGGGUUUUUUAGUUGUCCUUUUUUUUACUCAAAGGCUUAUAUAAUGAGCUGGAAUUGGUACUUGAAUACGUGCUGGCCUGAAGAACAAUAGCUCAUAAGAAUUUCUUGUGUUAGGGGGGCUGAACCUGCCAAUUGAAACACACACCACUGUGAAAACUAGGAAAUACGUCUUUUGGGGUUUUGCUAGCAAGAGAUAUUAUAUAUGGUUAUUGCCUCUAUGCCAUAGAUCCAAUUUGACAACAAACAGACAAGUACUUGACAUGAGCUAACAUUUCAAACAGUGCUUAUUGGCGUCAGAGUCGGUAUUGUAAUUGACUGUUUAACCCAGUUAGACAAGAAUCCUCAUCAAGCAUUUUUAACACUUUUAGAAAGCACAGGGAAGAAAUAUGAUCCUAAUGGGAGACAUGCUUUAAUAUGUACAGGAGUUACAUUUGUGUUCAGUCUUAAACUAAAUGGGUACAAUUAGGAGCCUUUCAAAUGUCAGUAUAUUUGCAGAACACCAGUGUGUGUGUCGCUCAUAAUCACAGGUGAAUGGGAUUGGCAGUUUGCUGUUUGUGCUUGCGCCACAUUGAAAAUUAGAAACGAUGUAUCACCAGGAUUUAAGUAUGUUUCACAAUUCAGUUUGGCACACACAUUCAGGUUUUACAUGUUUGUCGGCAUCUGAUUAACUACCAGGCUGUGACUUGAUGCCAAGUGUGAGUGGAACAUGACAUGGAGUUUGUUGCAGAUGGAUGAAAAAGGAUUUUGGUUCCAUCACUUCUAUGACCACUCACCCUUCACUUUAUUUACACUCGGUUCGUCAUAUCAGGUUAUCUGACACAUCAUUUAAAAAUACUGACUAUGUGCACUUGUGUCUUUAAAAUCACUGUGCAUUAUCAGUUUAAAGUUUAUUGAUGCAUGAUGAAUCCCUGUAAAGCCUUCGACAAUACUAUAGAACUCUAAGCACACCCGACGCCUCCUCUGUUUGUUUCAGUUUCAUUUCAGAAGAUAAAAGACCUUUUUCAUAAACAUAAAUGUUCUGUACCUGUCAGCCCAACUUGUGCCAAUGGAUCAUAUAUGCUUUUAUUUUUAUUUUUUGUAAUCAUGAGGAAUGCCAUGCAUUCCCAUAUUGACAUGGUUCAUUAAAAUGAUUUCCUGUCUCUUUUAAGUAAAAUGUGUGAGAAAGGGUCCCAGCAGAGAUGUGUGUUGUGUGGUAUCUGUCACUUCUGAGGAUGUGCUAUCAGCUCGACAGCAAAUAAACAGCCCUAGUCCUACUAAACACAAAGCUAUCAAGACAACUGAAUAUGGUCGUAAACAGAAACGCAUUUCAGAAAGAACCUUGGUGCAAUAUUUAAGAUGACAUUUUCUCUAUUAUUUUUUUUUCUUUUUCCCUUCCUCUUCUUGUUAUUGUUUCAGAGGGCAGGGGGUUAUGUAUUGAUGUGCCUUCAGAAGAAAUACACUUUUUUCCCCAUCUGCCUUGUGCAAGAAAAAGGUCCCUGUUUUUCAUUUCAAUGUGGAUUGUUUUUUGUUUUCUGUAUCAAUAUUCAGUGAAGCAUAAUGGCUCCCUACAUGAUAUGGUUUAACACUGGAAUGAUACUCUGACUUAUCUCCACACAUCUCAUAUUGACAUUCCUGCCUUUUCUGUUGUAGGAUCUAUUGCCUUGUAUUGAUGUACUUGGGAGGUCUUCUAACUGGUUGUCUCAAAUAUAGAAAUACAUGUAACACACACACACACACACACACACACACACACUUUAAUUCUCCCAUUCAAAUAUUUAUCAGACAGGAUUGUGUCUCAAAUCUAUGCCUGCUCCCUUCACUCUCUUCCGUAAUCGCAGACCUAAUUUUAUAGAGAUUUAAAAUGGAAAGAUAGAGGAAAAAUCACGUUUUUUUUGUAAAGGAUUUUAUAAAAACAAAAAAAGAUCAAUAAAAUGUUUGAUAUAAUUUA